Messenger RNA from Dermochelys coriacea (leatherback sea turtle), 3057 nucleotides. It is a transcript of the gene PDXDC1, whose product is annotated as pyridoxal dependent decarboxylase domain containing 1. The transcript has 23 exons. Gene Ontology annotation, molecular function: carbon-carbon lyase activity; pyridoxal phosphate binding. Gene Ontology annotation, cellular component: intracellular membrane-bounded organelle. Gene Ontology annotation, biological process: carboxylic acid metabolic process. Bases 186 to 2567 code for a protein of 793 amino acids. Lineage: Eukaryota; Metazoa; Chordata; Testudines; Dermochelyidae. The record is from RefSeq and is a predicted model, not a curated record.
CCACUGCUGUCACAGCCGACUACGGGGGCUUGGAAGGUCCUGUCCCCUCCGUCCCUUCGGCGUGCGCGUUCCCUCCCUUUUCCCUCUGCUGGUCUCGUCAGCGCUGCCAGCGUGGAGCUGGCUGGCCGGCCGAGAAGGCGGAAGUGUCCGGAGGGGAGGAGUCGUGCCCAAGAACUCGCCGGGCCAUGGAGAGCUCCCUGGAGAAGAUGGUUGACCCUACCUUAGCAGAAAUGGGAAAGAAUCUUAAUGAGGCCAUGAAGAUGCUAGAAGACAAUCAAAGAAAAAUUGAGGAAGAAGAUGAAAAGAAGUAUGUAAGGAAGGAUAUUCCUGGACCACUCCAAGGGAGUGGGCAAGAUAUGGUGAGCAUUCUCCAAUUAGUACAGAACCUCAUUCAUGGAGAGGAGGAAGAUGAGUCAUCACAGUCUUACCGACUUCAGAAUGUUGGAGAACAGGGUCACAUGGCUUUACUGGGACAUAGUCUGGCAGCUUAUAUUUCAGUGCUGAACAGGGAAAGACUGAGAAAUCUUACAACUAGAAUCCUUUCAGAUACCACUCUGUGGCUUUGCAGACUCUUCAGGUAUGAAAAUGGGUCAGCUUAUUACCAUGAAGAUGAUCGUGAAGGUCUCUUAAAAGUCUGUAGGCUUGUUAUUCACUCUUGCUAUGAAGACUACACGGUAGAAGGAUUCAAUGUGUUAUAUAAUAAGCAGCCUGUUAUAUACAUUAGUUCUGCAGCCAGAACAGGCUUGGGCCAAACUCUCUGCAAUCAGCUUGGGUUGCCCCUUUCAUGUAUGUGCCGCGUGCCUUGUAACACCAUGUUUGGAUCCCAACAUCAGAUGGAUGUUGCUUUAUUGGACAGACUGAUUAAAGAAGAUAUUGAAUCUGGAAAGCUGCCACUAUUACUCGUGGCCAAUGCUGGUACACCAGGAGCAGGUCAUACAGACAAACUUGGGCGACUGAAAGAACUUUGUGAGCAGUAUAACAUGUGGCUACAUGUAGAAGGAGUGAAUUUGGCAACUUUGGCUUUAGGUUAUGUCUCCUCUUCAGUACUGGCUGCAACAAAAUGUGACAGCAUGACUCUUACUCUGGGUUCCUGGUUGGGUCUCCCAGCAGUACCAGCAGUGACACUCUACAGACAUGAGGAUCCUUCUUUGUCCUUAGCUGCAGGCCUGACAUCAAGUCAGCCGGUAGAGAAACUCCGUGCCCUGCCCCUGUGGCUAUCCUUGCAGUACCUGGGACAUGAUGGGAUUGUUGAGAGAAUAAAGCAUGCAUCUCAGCUGAGUCAGAGGUUGCUGGAAAAUUUGAAGAACAUGGAUUUCAUUAAAACUUCGGUUGAAGAUGAACUUAGCUCUCCUGUAGUGGUAUUCAAGUUUUCCCUGGAACUUCCAAAUAUAGAUCAGUUGCUACAUGCUGGACUGGCAUCUACAAUUCAACACCCUAUAACCAGCAAUGAGAGACAUAUUUGUGACACCUUCAAUCAGUGGCUAGGUGAACAGUUGGCACAGUUAGUGCCUGCCAGUGGAGUUGAUGUCGUAGAACUAGAAGAUGAAGGCACAUGUGUACGUUUUAACCCAUUAAUGACUUCUGCAGUUUUAGGAACUGAAGUACAAGAUGUAGAUCAGUUGGUGGACUGCUUAAAAAUGAAGAUACCAAUACUGACAUGCACACUGCAGCUAAGAGAAGAAUUUGAGCAAGAAGUGAAAAGAACAGUAGGCUUGUCCUAUAUUGAAGACCUCAGCUGGCCAGGACUGGGUGUUGCAAGGUAUGAGUAUAACAGUGAUGGGAAGAAGGAUGACAAACAAGAGAAAGAAGCAGAGCAAAUUAACACUGGACUUCUGAAAAAAUUAAAUGAACUGGAAUCGGAUCUCUCUUUUUCUUUGGGCCCAGAAUUUGGAGGGGAGAAGAACUGUGUGUAUAUCGGCAUGGUAACUGAAGAUCUGGAUGUGUCUGAGCUGGUUGAAACUAUUGCAGCAACAGGCAGAGAAAUUGAAGAAAAUUCUAGACUGCUGGAAAACAUGACUGAAGUAGUUAGAAGGGGGAUACAGGAAGCGCAGGUUCAGCUUCAGAAAGCAAAUGAAGAAAGACUUCUUGAAGAGGGCCUGCUACGACAGAUUCCUGUAGUUGGCUCUGUGCUGAACUGGUUUUCUCCAUUUCAAGCAUCACCAAAGGGAAGAACAUUUGAUUUAACAGCAGGCUCUCUAGAGUCUACAGAACCCACAUAUGUAUCAAAAGCACAGGGGACUGGGACCACUCCACCCCCCACUCCGACUCCCAGUCGCAUUAAACAAAGGCUUCCAGGUCAAAAGCUUUUUAAAAGAUCUUUAAGAAGCUCUGAUGGAUUUAGUGAGACCAGUUCAGUUAGUCACACUGAUGACUUGGAAAAGAUUGAGCAACGGUCCCCUUCUGUGUCUACUGUACAAGAGCAAGGGACUGUGGAGACAGAGAAAGCAGAGCAGCAGAAUGAGAUAGCACAGGUAACAAAUGACAAAACUGAAGACCUGCAAAGUGACAAAUCACAAAAAUCGGGAAAUGACUCCACUAAAGUAGUGGAACAAGAAAGUCUAAGAUAAAAUCCAGAUUUUGUGAAUUAAGACUUUGUAUAAUAACCACAUUCCCUGUAGGGCAGGGAAGUUUAUGAUUUAUUCAAUAUGUGAACAGUGCCACACGUUAGUACAGUAACUACUACUGUAAUUUACAAUUAACAGGGAUUUUGCACAAAAGCAAGUUAAAAACAAAGCGUUUUCCCCUAUGGGCCAGUUAACUUGUUUUAUUGUACACUUAUUACAAUUGUUUUAAUCCUAUAUACAUUAUCAUCUCCAAAGUGAUAUUAAGAUACCUGAUUUAUUUUAUACACAUUUGCCUGAAGGAGUAUUUUUUGGCAAAAGAGUGACAGUUAUUGUAUGAAUCCAGGUGGCAUUAUAAUGCUUAAUGAGUUGAUCAUACAUUUGAGUUAAGGUUAAACAUGCACCUGGUGAUGAUAUUUGUAAAGUGGUCCUAACUUAAAAAUAUUCAAUAAACCUACCAGUUGCUCACUUUUAUAUUUUAAAUCAGUUUAAUCUU